AUGUCGAAAAAAACAAUUGUUAAUAAAACAGCUAAUCUUUUACUAAAUAUUCAUGUGCGUCCAAAUGCAAAAACAAACGCUAUACGUGAAAUAAAUUCGAAUAAUGAAAUACGCAUGGAUAUAGCUGCUGAUGCACAAGACGGAAAGGCGAACCAUGAAUUAAUUAGUUAUAUUAAAAGUAUAUUAAAAAUUCCUUCAAAUCAAUUAGAAAUUAUUCAUGGACAUAAACAACGCGAUAAAGUUUUAAGCAUAUCAAUAACAGAUGAUAAUCAAAAUGAUCUUAUUGAACGUCUUAGAAGUGAAAUUCAAUUGAAAUAA
This is a messenger RNA of Rotaria socialis, 318 nucleotides long. The record is from the annotation of a GenBank genome assembly. NCBI's taxonomy places the organism in Eukaryota, Metazoa, Rotifera, Eurotatoria, Philodinida, Philodinidae.